Pimephales promelas (fathead minnow) is the source of this 1458-nucleotide messenger RNA. RefSeq names its product tropomyosin 4b (gene tpm4b). NCBI's taxonomy places the organism in Eukaryota, Metazoa, Chordata, Actinopteri, Cypriniformes, Leuciscidae. The record is from RefSeq and is a predicted model, not a curated record.
ACCAGGGAAUGAGUCUCGUCUCCUCAAACUCAGGUUUAAACCAUCGGCAGCAGCGCUUCAGCUCAGUGUGGACUCUCUCCUCGCUCUCGUCUCUCAGCUUCCUCUUCAUUCAGACACUCAAGAGCAAAAAGAGUCAAAAUGGAGGCGAUUAAGAAGAAGAUGCAGAUGCUGAAGCUGGAUAAGGAGAACGCCAUCGACCGGGCAGAACAGGCCGAGUCUGAUAAGAAAACAUCGGAAGACAAAUGCAAACAGCUCGAGGAUGAGUUGCUCGGUCUCGAGAAGAAACUGAAAGGAACUGAAGAUGAACUGGAUAAAUAUUCAGAAGCUCUCAAAGAAGCUCAAGAGAAGCUGGAGCAGUCUGAGAAAAAGGCGUCAGACGCGGAGGGUGACGUCGCCGCUCUGAACCGCAGGAUCCAGCUGGUGGAAGAGGAACUGGACCGAGCUCAGGAGAGACUGGCCACUGCGCUUCAGAAACUGGAGGAGGCAGAGAAGGCGGUGGAUGAGAGCGAGAGAGGCAUAAAGGUGAUUGAAAACCGUGCGAUGAAAGACGAGGAGAAAAUGGAAAUUCAGGAAAUACAGCUCAAAGAAGCCAAAAACAUCGCUGAGGAUGCCGAUCGCAAAUACGAGGAGGUUGCUCGUAAGCUGGUGAUUUUGGAGGGUGAAUUGGAAAGGGCAGAAGAGAGAGCAGAGAUCGCAGAACUUAAAGGUGGAGAUCUGGAGGAAGAACUGAAAAAUGUAACCAAUAAUCUCAAGUCCUUAGAAGCUCAAUCAGAUAAGUAUUCGGAGAAAGAGGACAAGUAUGAAGACGAGAUCAGAGUUCUCACUGAUAAACUGAAAGAGGUCGAGACGCGUGCAGAGUUUGCUGAAAGGUCGGUGGCUAAACUGGAAAAGGCCAUCGAUGACCUUGAGGAGAGUCUGGCUGAGGCCAAACAGCAGAACCUGGAGAUGCAUCAAGUCCUGGAUCAAACGCUGCAAGAGCUCAACAGCUUGUGAAGAAUACACACGUUUCAGUUGUCAACCAUUCCAGCAAUGUUUUAUGUGUUUCUGGUUUUAUGUUGUAAGUUAUGUUACUUCCAUCCAUUAUUUUCUAUAUUUUGCCUUUGUACUUUUCUGAUUAUUUCAUAAUGCACCUACCUUGGUCCAUUUAAAAAUAAUAAAUAAGGUCUUGUUGCUGCCAUUUGUCGGUAAAAACCCAACAAGUGUCAAUAAAUAAACCAAUUAUUAAAUCACGUGUUAGGGAAAUGUAUGCGAAUGUACUAAAAAACAUGAAGAAAGUUGUAAAGGCAUUAUGUUUUAGAACGAUUGGACUGUUUUUUUGGCAAUAAGAAGUCUUUAAUAGUUUGUUGUGGGACCAUUUUGUACCCUUGAUGCCUGCAAGAUUUAUUUUCAAUGUGGUUUGAUGUUUUUUUUAUACCCAUGUUAAACUAAAUAAAUGUUUAUUAUUACUUAUUUGCACAU